GGCGCCCGGGGUAGGGUAGGGAGGGGUGGCCUUUGGCACUCUCGACGCCGGCGCCUCCUUCGACCCCUCGGCGCGAAAUGAAGGGUCGGGAAAAGAAGGCAAGGGGCAGGCGGGGCUAAAGCAGAAGGUCCGCAGAUGACCGCAGGCAGUAACUCACGCGCGCAGCCAGAGACGUCUUCUGCCGCCGCCUCGCCAACUCCCGCCUCCCACGAGCCUGAGGAGGGGGAAGAAACCCACGCGAGUCGUUUCCUCCGCGCAGGCUGAAGGGCGGCUGAGCAAGAGAGCAAUGUGGAUUGAUCCAUUCGCUUAGUGCUGAGCGGGUGGAAGGGAAGGGGGAAGGCGAAAAAGCAGCCUCGAGAGGGGAAGGACUCUCUCUCUCUCUCUCUCUACGCCCCCUCCCCUAUUUUUUAAUGUUAUUUUUACACGCAGCUCCUUCGGCGGCGAAGAAGCCGUAGGAAUGGGUGGCAGCAGAGCCGCGGCUGCUGCGCCCCAGUUGGUGGCAAGGCGCCUCUAAGGGACUCUCCUCCUCCUCCUCCUCCUCUCUCCCUCGGGGACGCACGCCAUACGCGGCGCGCACCCCCAGAGCAACUCCUCAGGCGCGACGAAGCAGCUCGCUCUCGGAGUGUUUUUUGUCCCCUGUCCCCCCGCUUCUGAGGGAAGGAAGGACGGCAAGAAGAGGAGGAAGAGGCUGGGAAGAAGAGGACCUGCCCAGAGAUGCCUUUGUGCCCGCGAGAGGCGAGGAAAGGGCGCCAAAAAGCGGCCGCCCGCCUGGCGGACUGCGGCUAGUUUGUGCCGAAUCCGCCGCCUCUCUUCUCGCCUCCCCCACCCCACCCGCGCAACUUCCAGGAGCGGAUUAGGAAGAGGAGGACGAUGCCCGAUUGAGCUGCCUGCUGCUGGAAGCCUGGGUGUAUUAUGUCUGCACUGCGAAGGAAAUUUGGGGACGACUACCAGGUAGUGACCACCUCGUCCAGUGGCUCUGGUUUCCACCAGCAGCAGGCGCCGGCACACAAGAAGAAGCGCCAGCGGUUUGUGGACAAGAACGGCCGGUGCAACGUGCAACAUGGCAACCUGGGCAGUGAGACGAGCCGCUACCUGUCAGACCUGUUCACCACCUUGGUGGACCUCAAGUGGCGCUGGAACCUCUUCAUCUUCAUCCUCACCUAUACGGUGGCCUGGCUUUUCAUGGCCUCCAUGUGGUGGGUCAUUGCCUACAUGCGAGGUGACUUGAACAAAGCCCAUGACGAGAAGUACACUCCUUGCGUGGCCAACGUCUACAACUUCCCCUCCGCCUUCCUCUUCUUCAUAGAGACAGAGGCCACCAUUGGUUAUGGCUACCGAUACAUUACGGACAAAUGUCCGGAGGGCAUCAUCCUUUUCCUGUUCCAGUCCAUCCUGGGUUCCAUUGUGGAUGCAUUUCUCAUUGGCUGCAUGUUCAUCAAGAUGUCCCAACCUAAGAAAAGGGCAGAGACGCUGAUGUUCAGCGAACAUGCUGCCAUCUCCAUGAGAGAUGGCAAGCUCACCCUCAUGUUCAGGGUGGGCAACCUCCGCAACAGUCACAUGGUCUCUGCACAGAUCCGCUGCAAACUCCUCAAAUCUCGGCAAACCCCUGAGGGUGAAUUUCUCCCCCUCGAUCAACUUGAACUGGAUGUAGGUUUUAGCACAGGGGCAGACCAACUUUUUCUUGUUUCGCCACUUACAAUCUGCCAUGUGAUAGAUUCCAAAAGCCCCUUCUAUGACCUUUCUCAACGAAGCAUGCAGACGGAACAAUUUGAGAUUGUUGUCAUCCUAGAGGGCAUCGUGGAAACAACUGGGAUGACUUGUCAAGCCAGAACAUCCUACACAGAAGAUGAAGUUCUUUGGGGCCACCGUUUCUUCCCUGUUAUUUCCUUAGAGGAAGGAUUCUUCAAAGUAGACUAUUCCCAGUUCCAUGCAACGUUUGAAGUCCCUACAGCACCUUACAGUGUGAAAGAACAGGAAGAAAUGCUCCUUAUGUCCUCCCCAUUAAUAGCACCAGCUGUAAGUAACAGUAAAGAAAGGAAUAAUUCUGUAGAAUGUCUAGACGGCAUAGAUGACAUUGGUACAAAGCUACCGUCAAAACUGCAGAAAAUGACUGGAAGGGAUGACUUUCCUAAAAAACUGCUGAGGAUGAGUUCUACCACUUCGGAGAAAGCCUACAGCAUGGGGGACCUACCUUUGAAACUCCAGCGAAUAAGUUCUGUCCCUGGCAACUCAGAAGAGAAACUGGUAUCUAAAACCACAAAAAUGAUGUCAGAUCCUAUGAGCCAGUCUAUGGCAGACUUGCCACCGAAACUUCAAAGAUUAUCCGGAGGAGGAGGUAGAAUGGAAGGAAACCUCCCCCCAAAACUGAGGAAAAUGAAUUCUGAUCGGUUUACAUAACAUGAACAGACAUAUUAGGUAUUAUUUCAAGUUUGAAUCACAAUUCAAUCCAAUUGAGCAGGAAAGCAAACACAUUGAAAAUUGCAUUUGAUGACUGGUUUUCCUUAAGAGUUACAUGCACUCUGGGACAUGUAUUCCCCCAAAUUAAGGACUCUUGUUGAAUUCUACAACUUCAGUAUAGGACCAUAUGAAAGCUAACAAGCUAAUAUUAAUCGGCAUGUAGUACACCACAAGCAUGCAAUAAUAGUGUGCAAAUUUUGCAUAUAGUUUUAUGGCAUGGUUCUUACUAUAUUUAUACUGUAUAUUACUGGGGGGGAGUUUAAAUGGGGUGUAUUCUCCUAUAUUUCUUAAGCGUUAAGUAGUAGAUAAAACAUCCAAGUGGGUUACUAACAGGGCAGGUUAUACAUUUGUUUAUAAUGGGGACUAUCCAGCCAAAGUAAAACAUUUUAGGCGUGAUCCAUCUGCCCACUGCAGCCUUCCCAGCAAGUGGAGAGGUUAUCUGCUGCCAAGCCUCCUUCCCUCCCUAUCCCCAACCCCCGGUAAGUGGAGAACUAUGCAGAAGUGCACAUAAAGGACAAUUUGGAGCAUCCUCGUUCUUAAAAUUAAGUAAGAGCUUAGAUGGCUUCUAUUUCCAUCGAUGGAAAUGAUAAACGUUUCAUGUUGGCUGAAUCUUGCCCAGUACCCUUUUACUCUCCUGAUGUAAACUGUGAUGUUUUGUUCAGACAGUUAUAGUGCAUGUUUCUUUGUUAGAUUCAGACUAUCAGUAUUAGGAAUAAUGAACACCAAUGCUUUUAGACUUAAUCUCCUAACUUUAUUGUUUACUUUUAACAGUUUCCUCCACUUCUUUGGGAGGGAGAGCUACAGAGAUCCCUGAACCUGUGCUUUAUAUAUAUUUAUAUAUUUUUUUAAAAAGUGCAAUGGUUAGAAGUGGGUUUAAUGCGUGCAAAAUAAGGACAGCUUUCCAUUUUAGACACAGUGCAUAAAAAUCCAAAGCAAGUAAGAGUGAUUGGUGCUUAGAAUCAUAGAAUUGAGGAGUUGGAAGGGGCCACGAGGGUCAUCUAGUCCAACCCCCUGCAAUGCAGGAAUCUUUCAUCCAACGUGGAGCUCAAACCCACAACCCUGGGAGAUUAAGGGUCUCAUCCUCUACUGACAGUUUAAAUAAUAUGAAACAAGCUCUCUUCCACCAUCCCUGACUAUUGGCCAUGCUGCCAGGGGCUUAUGGUAAUUGUAGUCCAAAAUAUGUGGAGGGCACCAGUUUGGAGAUGGUUGCACUUAAUAUUAACCCCCCCCCAAUAACUUGUUCUUCAGAGCCUUGAAUAAAGCUGGAUUCAGACAACUGAGAGCCUCCCCAGUAACUGCUUAGAACCUUAAAGUGUAGCAUCUAAAAUCCUGGGGGAAGUGUUUGACUUUAACAAUGGUAGCCAGUGUCGUGUUCUCAAGAUCUUGUUGGACCACAACUUUCAUCAUUAGCCAUGCUGGCCCGGAUGGUGAAAGUUGUAGUCCAGGCAUCCCCAAACUUGGCCCUCCAGCUGUUUUGGGACUACAGUUCCCAUCACCCCUGACCACUGGUCCUGUUAGCUAGGGAUGAUGGGAGUUGUAGGCCAAAACAUCUGGAGGGCCACAGUUUGGGGAUGCCUGGUUUAUGUUAUCACCAUUUCAGUGCCACCUCACUGUCUAUUGCAAGCCUCCUAGUCAUCUGAAUCUACUUGGAAGGGAUUUUUUUUUUUUUUUACGAUGACUACUGCAUUAAGGUGUGUAGCCUUUGUUAGUUUAGGGUGCUUUCUCACACUACCAACCUUACCUUGUGAGGCAAUAAUUAUCAGAUACAUGAAAGCAGAGGAAGAUAAAUGGUGACUAUCUGCCAAGACUGCAUCAUCAAAAAUAUUGCAGCAUUAGCACCUGUUCUAUAAUGACCCUGGGCCUCUCCCAUUUGGUGCACAAAAAUGUUUUUUUUAAAGCACCUUUUUAGCCCAGUCUAAAACUGACAUUAUCUGCUAGCAGAAUAGGCAAGCUCAGGGGUAACGAUCUGAAGUCAUACAAUGAGGAGCCAUCAAUGUUGCUAUAUCAGUAUUGAUCCCUUGUGCUUGCCUCUGCGUACCAGUGUUGCAGCCAAAAUGCUGCUGAAAGUAUCAGGAUAAUGGUAACAAAUUUUGCACAUGACCUCUCUUGUAAAUAGGCAAAUAAGUCAGAGGUUCCUGGCAGGAGACAGACUUGCAUAGGAAAUUUCAUUUUCCAGGGAUGGGAUUGCUUAAUUCCAGCUAAUACAGAAAUCAGUGGUUGAGAUGGGGGUUCACCCUGGUGAAAAGCAGCAUUGAUGGGUACAGACUUCUUGGGGGCCCAACAGAUACUGUCAUGAUCUGCUGGGCUCUGUGGAAUUUCAACAAAAAGCCAAACAUAAUGGUGGUAGGGGAACCAAUAGGAGGUGUUUCUGCCAAUUCCUGUUUAGGAGAAACUUAGCUAUAAAAGCACAAGCCUUUUGUUCUUUGCAAUCUUAGACAAGGCAAAAUUGAGCUCUUAGGGUUUUUCCCCCCCUAGUUAACAAGAAUCUUGCAUGUUCAAUUGUUUUGUGAAAUUCAUAUAAUUCUAAAGCAUUAGUGUUCAAUAAUCGCCUGGAAGUCAUAAGCUGAACCUCCCCCCUGCACUGAGACAAGAGCCACAAUCCUAAGAAUAGGAUUGCUAAAUGGAGUAAUACAAGUAGCCCAUAAUAUAUAGCCUACGAUAAUUCCGUUUACAGUGUGCUGCACACAUAAGACAUCAGGGAUCAAGGUGAAUCAUGCCAGAGGUGCCUGUAGGACCAGGAAAAUGUUUAAUAAAACCCAUCUGGCUUAAUUAUAGAAGUGUUCUACAUGCUAUGGGGAAAGACAAAUAAAUGAGAUUAUCUGGCCAAGGGUAAAACUUUCCCAAUAGGAUGAUCAGUCAAGCCCCGAGCAUGCAAAGCAAGGGCAAUAUAUUAAGUACCAAAACAAAAAUGCUACUAUUGAUGUAAAUGCAUAAUCUUUAGACAGUAUUCAAAGAGACACACUAGGUGAUCCCAAGGGCUUGUGUCCAACUAGAAGUAAAGUUCACUGCCUCUGCCCUCUUAUCAGUUGCAGAUCCCGAUUUUGAAAUCGGUGUCAGUUUGCCAAAAAUAUGAAGUGAGGGAAUGCAACUAGAGAAACAGAAGUGCACACAGCUUUAUUAGAAGUACAGUGCUAGCUGUGUAGCUAUUCAGAUCUAGAUCUUACUCUGCUGUCAUGGAGUAGAUCCAAAAGAAAAUGACAACAAAUUCAGAACACAGCAAAGCUCCGUGAUCUGUAUACCAACUUUUGAAUGGCAAACAUUUAGUUUGCGUUUAAAUUGGACUUGUAUUUUUAAUGUUGAAAAAUAAAGGAAAUGUUAGGUUCUUAUUUUUUAUUUUUUUUACAAAUAAUAUUAUGAGAAUUUGCCUGACACUCCCCCCAGGUUUUAUACUGAUUAUUUGAACUGAGCAAUUUUUAUUUGUUUUAAGUACAGUACUACAAAUAGAGGGCUAAUUCCAUGGAUGAAUGUGCAUCACUUGAUCUCUCAUCAGUUGAUUAAUUUCACCUGAACUUGUGAACAUCCACAAACAAAACGUUCUGGCUCAGUUGCAGCUAACCACUCACAUAAGAGGGAUUUCCUUUUUCUCUCUCCCUGUGGCAGCCUCCCCAUGCAUCCGAAAAACAUGCUGCAGAAACGAUGCGAUGUAUGUGGGAUGCUGUGGUGGGAAGAGGGAAUCAGCAUAAAUUUGGACUCCCUCUUAGGAUUGCCCCAUUGGACUCAAAUCACUGGAUCCUCCGUUUGCGCUGAGGCAGUAUGAAAGAUGCAGGAUUGCUCUGAGGUGUCUGUUGCAGACAUACCAGUCAUUUCUAGAUCUUGCCAUCAUCAAGUGCUCAACAUGCAUAAAUGGGACUCACCCUGAGUGAUAAUAAGAUGACUGGUAGCAGUGCCAUUUUGACGCAUAUCUUCUAGAUCACCCUCAUCUCUGUUCUUUGUAUAGUAUGUAGUAGCGGUUAUUCUGUGGAACAAAACAGGGUUAAUUAAAACCAAUGAAUACUAAAUCUGUCCCAAGUUUGGGAUUCUGUGUGAAGCCAUUUUUAUUUAAUAAUCUGAAAAUUGGUUGGUUGGGGUGGGGGUUUGUUUUGAGUGCUGGUGGGACAAUAAAAAAUUUAAGUUAUUUCAUUCAUAUGGCAUACAUUUAGCUAAAUAUGAUUCCAUAUAUACAUUAGCAUCUCAAAAGGGCUCUGAACCAUUUGGAAAGAAAGAAAGAAAAACCCAUGAAUGAAUGACCAAUUCAUUGCUCUGUAUAACACAAUGGCAAAAAUAGUAGCAGAUCUACCAAAACCUGAAAAUAGUCAAUCAUUUUGUAAACUAUAAGCAGUGAAAAGGAGACUAUGCUACAUUGCUUGUGGAGCCAAGGGGUGAAACCACAGGGAGAUGUGUCUAUCACGCCGUAUUUGUACAAGCUUUGCAUUUUCUUCCAAUUUUGUUUACUAGUUUAAAAUGUGUGAAUUGAAAUGCAUGCUGUUCGACCUUUAGCUCAAACUGUCAAUUCAUUUCACUGUGUCUGUAAUUCCAUGCGAAGAAACACAGCAAAAAGUAGAGAACCUGUAUUGUGACCAGAAUUCCGCUGUGUGAAUAACUUAUACAGUUUUUUCCACACCCACCUUUUAACAUCCUCUUUGGCAACAUGUAAUUUGAUUUCUGUGGCAUAUUGUACACACACGUUAAAGAACUCACAUUGUUUCUUGAAGAAAAAAAAACCCACUUCUCUGUACUUAAGUGUGGAGGCUGGACAUUUUGUGCCACUUGCCUGUCUCAUGCUUAAAUGUUAACUUUAUCCAUUAUUGAAACUUUAAUAAUGAAUGAAUCUUCUACUCUUUAAUCAUGCGUUAGGAUCUGAGUUUGCAUAGCAGCAAGAGCAGUUACUCAUCUAUGCAGUACAAGGCAAUCUCUGUGCAGUGCAAAAUUGCGCGCAGAAACAGGAGUGUUCAAAAGAAAAAGUUAACUUCAAUUUAUUCAAAGGACCUGAAAUAUUAAGCAAAAAUAGUUUUUCCUCCUGCCGGAAUUAAGAUUGUCCAGCCAACCCUGCAGCAUGCACUGUGUACUUAGAUUAAAAUAUAUUUGCUUUUAAUCGAUACAUCAAAGAGUGGUUAUAAAAAAAUGGCAGUUUUUUUAAAGCAAUUGUAUAUUUUUUCAUUAGUAAUCUUUUUUACUAGUCAAGCAGCCACUCUGGUUUCAUCAUUCGCUUUUCUGCCCGGCCCUAAUGCUUAUGCUACCCAGACAAUUCUGUUUGACUGCACAGCAGGUCUGUGUUUUUGACUGCUGAAUUUAUGCUUGAAUUAUACUGUAAAUUGUACAUAUUCAAAUUAGAAUCAAGUGAUUGCAUUUUCUGGCAUGCACUCUAUAACUGUAUAAAUGUACAACUUUAUUUGGAUAAUAUAAAAAAAUUAACAAACUCUUGUACUCAUUAAUACUGCAAGCUCAGUUUUAUC
Zootoca vivipara (common lizard) is the source of this 7889-nucleotide messenger RNA. It is a transcript of the gene KCNJ3, whose product is annotated as potassium inwardly rectifying channel subfamily J member 3. Gene Ontology annotation, cellular component: plasma membrane. Gene Ontology annotation, biological process: potassium ion import across plasma membrane; regulation of monoatomic ion transmembrane transport. Lineage: Eukaryota; Metazoa; Chordata; Lepidosauria; Squamata; Lacertidae. Gene Ontology annotation, molecular function: G-protein activated inward rectifier potassium channel activity. The record is from RefSeq and is a predicted model, not a curated record.